GCUCAUCCAAGCAGUUAAACAUAAAGCAGCAGCAUCACCACAUAGGACCUCUUAACCUUUUUGAUGCGUACAACCCCAGAAGCAGCAAAUGCCUCAAGGAUGUCUAAUCAGCCAAAGCAAGCUAAAAUUACCAACAAGAUUGAUUCUGUUGAUGAUUUGAAGACAAUCAACUUCAGACACUCUGUGCCCAAGCACAGCCUUCUGCUGCUGCACUGGUUUGCCAACACAGUUAAAAUUGAGGACGAUGGCAUAUGGCUGACAUUUGAUCCAAAGAGACAAUAUGGCUCACAUGGCUACGGCAACGAGGACGGACUGUUGCCUGUGGGACGUCAGUACUAUGCUGUUGGAGACCUCAGCCGUGACAAACACGAGUUUCCGUCGUACAUGUACUACGAGCUGCGAGAGAACGUGGGAAGAAACCUGGACCGGAUCAUAUUCAGUGUGAACGAGCAUGGUGUUGAAAAUGGAGCUGGGUCGAUGGUAGAAGAAGUCUAUUUGACGCAGCAUAUGGCAAAUGAGUAUCAAGAGGCAGCAUACGAUAGAGGAAAUACAUACCUGGUGACUCCCAACCUGUUGAAACAGAUGCAACGUUUUUCUGAGCUGAAACAAUCACUAUGGAUCCUCAAUUCAGAAUUUAGAAGCAAUGCAACAGACUUCCAGCUACUUGAUUUUUAUGAACAGUGGAGCUUUCCUCAUCUUGAACUUCUGUUGUUUACAGUCACCAAGAAAACACAAUUCUUUCAGAAAGGUAAAAGAUACCGAGUGGCUGCCCAUGCAGCCACAUUUCCAGCCCUGCACACAGGGCUUGGUUUUGCUGUUGGGAUACCAGAAAACACAGAGAAUCAAGUGAACAGUGAAUGUAGAGGGAUUCCUGCAGGAGGACUUUGGGACCGGAGUCUGCAGAGAGAACCUGAGGUGAUGACUGAAACUGAAGUAAAGGGCAGAAAAGUCCCUACACCUAACGAAUGUCAGCCUACAACACAGACAGCAACACCCUCCUCCCAGACCACUAUGUAUUGUGUUGCAGUAGGCAUCCCAACAAAUCAGCAUGAUCAAAAGGAAACUGAAGCUUCGGAGAUUCUUCAAGAUCAAAGCAAUGAGGUGAUGACUGGAGCACAUGAAAAAGGUAGCAGGGCUUGGAGCAAUGUGUUCACACGUAUAAAAUGUCAGCCUGCAACACAGGCAGAAACAUCCUCAUCCCAGACCACCGUGCACAGCUCAAAAAGCAGUUAUGAGCAAAAGGGAAGUGGAGGUCCAGUGCACUCUGCAGGAGGCCUUCAGGUCCACAGUAAUGAGACAAAUGGUCAAAAGGUGGUGAUGACUGGAGGAGAGGAAAAAAACACAAUGGCUCAGAGCUACGUGUCUACACGUAACAAACGUGUAGUCACAUCUUCAGCCCAGACCACUGCACCUGUUUGUUCCGUUUGCAUACCAGAAAACAGAGAUGAUCAAGUGAUGAGUGAAGGUUCAGAGAUCGCUACAGGAGGCCUUCACGACCAGAGUAAAGAGACAAAAGCCGAGGCGAUGUCAGAAGCUGAGAAAAAGGACAGAACUGCUGGAAAAAACGUCCCCGCAGAAAACAAAUGUCAGCCUGAGACACUUGAAGCAACGUCCUGUUCCCAGAUCACUGGCUCAGAGAGGUCUACGGGAGGUCUUCAGGAUCAAAGUAAUGAGACAAGACCGGAGGUGAUGGCUGGAACACAUGAAAAAGGUAGCAGGACUUGGAGCAAUGUGCUCACACAUUUCAAAUGUCAGCCUGCAACACAAGCAGAAACAUCCUCAUCCCAGACCACCGUGGACAGCUCAAAAAACAGAUAUAAGCAAAAGGAAAGUGGAGGUCCAGUGCACUCUGCAGGAGGCCUUCAGGUCCACAGUAAUGAGACAAAUGGUCAAAAGGAGGUGAUGACUGGAGGAGAGGAAAAAAACAAAAUGGCUCAGAGCAACGUGUCUACACAUAAACGUGUAGACUCAUCCUCAUGCAAACAGCCCAGACCACUGGACCUGUUUUUUCUAACAGAAAACAGAUACGAUCAAGUGAUGGGUGAAGGUUCAGAGAGGUCUACAGGAGGUCUUCACGACCAAAGUAAAGAGACAAAACCUGAGGUGAUGACAGAAGCCGAGGAAAAAGGCAGAACUGCUGGAAAAAAUGUUGCCACAGAAAACAAAUGUCAGCCUGAGACAUUCGUAGCAACAUCACGUUCCCAGGUCACUGGCUCAGAGAGGUCUACAGGAGGUCUUCAGGAUCAAAGUAAUGGCACAAGACCUGAGGUAAUGACUGGAGCACAUGAAAAAGGUAGCAAGAUUGGAGCACAUGAAAAAGCUAGCAGGGCCUGGAGCAAUGUAUUCACACGUUUCAAAUGUCAGCCUGCAACACACGCAGAAACAUCCUCAUCCCAGACCACUGCACCUGUUUUUUCUGUUUGCAAACCAGAAAACAGAGACGAUCAAGUGAUGAGUGAAGGUUCAGAGAUCGCUACAGGAGGCCUUCACAACCAGAGUAAAGAGACAAAACCUGAGGUGAAGACAGAAGACGAGGAAAAAGGCAGAACUGCUAGAAAAAACGUCACCGCAGAAAACAAAUGUCAGCCUGAGACACUCGUAGCAACGUCCUGUUCCCAGAUCACUGGCUCAGAGAGGUCUACAGGAGGUCUUCAGGAUCAAAGUAAUGAGACAAGACCUGAGGUGAUGACUGGAGCACAUGAAAAAGAUAGCAAGACUGGAGCACAUGAAAAAGGUAGCAGGGCCUGGAGCAAUGUGUUCACACGUUUCAAAUGUCAGCCUGCAACACACGCAGAAACAUCCUCAUCCCAAAUCACCAGGCACAGCUCAAAAGGCAGAUAUAAGCAAAAGGGAAGUGGAGGUCCAGUGCACUUUGCAGGAGGUCUUCAGGUCUACAGUAAUGAGACAAAUGGUCAAAAGGAGGUGAUGACUGGAGGAGAGGAAAAAAACAAAAUGGCUCAGAGCAACAUGUCUACACGUAACAAACGUUUAGACACAUCCUCAGCCCAGACCACUGGACCUGUUUGUUCCAUUUGCAUACCAGAAAACAGAUACAAUCAAGUGAUGAGUGAAGGUUCAGAGAUCGCUACAGGAGGCCUUCACGACCAGAGUAAAGAGACAAAACCUGAGGUGAUGACAGAAGCCGAGGAAAAAGGCAGAACUGCUGGAAAAAAUGUUCCUGCAGAAAACGAAUGUCAGCCUGAGACACUCGUAGCCACACCAUGGUCCCAGGUCGAUGGCUCAGAGAGGUCUAGAGGAGGUCUUCAGGAUCAAAGUAAUGGGACAAGACCUGAGGUGAUGACUGGAGCACAUGAAAAAGGUAGCAGGACUUGGAGCAAUGUGCUCACACAUUUCAAAUGUCAGCCUGCAACAUAUGCAGAAACAUCCUCAUCCCGGACCACUGCACCUGUUUUUUCCGUUUGCAUACCAGAAAACAGAGACAAUCAAGUGAUGAGUGAAGGUUCAAAGAGGUCUAUAGGAGGUCUUCAGGAUCAAAGUAAUGAGACAAGACCUGAGGUGACGACUGGAGAACAUGAAAAACACAGGAUUGUUUGGAGCAACAUGCCCACACAUCACAAAUAUCAGCCUGAGACACACGUAGCAACGUCCUCGUCCCAGAUCACUGCUCUUGGUUGUGGUUGUGCCGUGUGCAUACCAGAGUAUGAAGUGAUGACAGAGAUAUCUACAGGAGGCCUUCAGGGCCAGAGCGAUAAGCUUAAACCCGAGGGGAUGACUGGGGCAGAUGAAAUGCACAAAGUUAUUUGGAUCAACGAAUCUCAGCCUGCAGCACACAUGGCAUCAUCCUCAUCCCAGAACGCUGCGCUUGCUGCUGGAAUUCCCCAACACACACAAAUUCCUAUGGAUGGAGAAGGUUCAGGGAUUAUUUCAGAAGAUCUUGAGGUCCUGCAGAGUGGUGACAUAAAACUCGAGGUAGUGACUGGUACAGAUGGAAAAGCCCGAAUUGUUUGGAGUAAUACUCCUAGUCAUCCUAAAAAGCAAGAUAGGAUGGUGGUGCUUUUUAAAAGCAACGAAGACAAGGAUGCCAGCAAGUCUUACGAGUUCAUAGGGUGCAGAGAAUCAGGCAGCUAUGACACCACCGUACCCCUGAAUGAAGGCCUUCAAGCCCGCAUGCUUAAUGCAAAGAAAUGGUUCUUUUUCUGGACAGGGGUGGGACAGGAAAUAUGCAGAAGCGUUGAAUUUAAGAAUCCUGAACCGGUGAAUAUAUCAGGACAUGAAGCAAAACUCCAACUCUUCGUUAGAGAUGGUAAAGCCUGUGUCCGUUUGUAUGUGAAGAAAUCAUUCAAGGCCUGGAAGUCAGAAUUUAAAGAGUCUUGGGUGGGGUUUUACAUCUUUGCAGACACAAAAAACAAAGAAUACAGGUACUGGCAGUGGCAAUGGCAGUGGGCGACUAAAUUCAAACCAUGCCAUGAUUGGGAGGACUCCACUUAUGAUGUACAUGAGUACGACUCAGGGAGGGCAAUUGCACAAGGAGUCCAAGCACGAUUCAUGCUCAGAGAUGAAGUAGUUAAAGCAAGCACUCCGAGCUGGAAGUGAUAAAACCACAGCAAACCUGGUUCUUUUAAAUAUCACUGCCAAACUACUGCUGAGUACAAGAAUCAGGUGUGAUCAGUCAUUCAGAUCUCAGCCAGGUCAGGUAUGUAACAGUAGGUAGGGCAGGAAUUAAGAAAAACCAGUGUUGUGGCCCUGGAGACCAGAUCUGGGAAACCCAGCUCUAGACAAUCUUUAUAAAAGAUUAUACUGCUGCCUGGCAGAUUAGCUUCAGCAGGUUAAACUGAGCAAUGCAGACUCUAUGCUUUAAGCUUGGCUUGAUUUAUGUAAAACUGUCAUGUUUAAAAAGGGUUUAUCAUCUAAAGCUGGUAAACAUAAAAAUAAAAAUUAUACAAUGUAAUACAAAUGUCUCAUGUCUAGAUGAAGGUCAGUCAUAUUUCUGCUAAAAUUACUGGACAUAAAUAUGUAGUAGCUAUACAUACUGUAUGCUUUGAUGUUUGUAAGUUUCAUGCUAAAACCUUAAUU
This is a messenger RNA of Betta splendens (Siamese fighting fish), 5034 nucleotides long. RefSeq lists its product as uncharacterized. The coding region runs from base 64 to 4554 and encodes 1496 amino acids. Lineage: Eukaryota; Metazoa; Chordata; Actinopteri; Anabantiformes; Osphronemidae. The transcript has 2 exons. The record is from RefSeq and is a predicted model, not a curated record.